Molecule: messenger RNA, 1002 nt
Organism: Zasmidium cellare ATCC 36951
Lineage: Eukaryota; Fungi; Ascomycota; Dothideomycetes; Mycosphaerellales; Mycosphaerellaceae
Exons: 3
Coding region: 1-1002 (333 amino acids)
Molecular function (GO): oxidoreductase activity
Source: RefSeq, a predicted model, not a curated record
AUGGGCGAAGCAGCAGAGUCUUCCAAAUUCUACGGCGCCAUCCGUUUCAUCGAGCCAGAUCUCUCGGUGCCAGCUGAGGAGAGAGCCAUCUACGCAGGGCCAGCUGCCAAACUUGCCAAAGAUGAAAGCGUGGAGCUCCAUGAUUUCCGAACAUCCACAGACGUGGCCAAGGGUCUCGCCGGUCUCGAUGUUCAAGGCUUCACCUACAUGAACCAUGAAUUCUCACUAGGUCGAGACGAGAUUCUAGAGGGAACGAAUGCAGAAGAUAUCUAUGCCAAAGAAGUCAUCGACAUGAUGCUCAAGUUCACUGGAGCGUCACGAGCGGUCAUCCACAACAUGACUUUCCGGCGAAAGCUGGCGGUGGCACAAGAGGACUUGUACCACAUUCGACGCCGAGGUGACAGGAGCGAUACUGAAAUUGCAAAGUUGCCGAAAGAUCGGGUGCAAGUGACUGGUAGGGGUGGCGACACCAACGAGCCUGCCCGUCAUGCACACUGCGAUCAGAUCCUCGAGUCUUUCCGGGACACCAUUCGCAUCUGCAGGAAGGACAUCACCGAAGCUGCUAAGCCUGCAAUUGAAGCGGAAGACAUGAGAGCAAGAGGUGCAAUUGUCAAAGUCCCGAGAUACGCUUCUUACAGCGUCUGGCGACCUCUGAAAACAGUCAAGCGAGAUCCCAUUGCCGUGCUCGACUACAGAAGCAUCGCCAAGUCCGAGCUGGCCAUCACCGACUUUCGUGUGCCCAGUGCAAUCACUGAGAACGGCGAAUACGUCGUCAAGGCGUGGCUGCACACUCCUCCCAAGAAUCCCGGGGCUUUGAAGUGGUACUUCAUGUCAGAGCAGAAGCCCGACGAAGUUUGCGUUAUCAAGUUCUGCGACUCCGCUUCUGCAGACGAUGACAACAUUGCAGCGGGCUGUAUUCACGCUUCUCCGGCUAUCGCUGGCGUUGAGAAUGAGGACGUCCGGGAGAGCGUUGAGACAAGGGUGUACUGCUUCUGGGAUUGA